Molecule: messenger RNA, 970 nt
Organism: Penaeus monodon (black tiger shrimp)
Lineage: Eukaryota; Metazoa; Arthropoda; Malacostraca; Decapoda; Penaeidae
Product: YEATS domain-containing protein 4-like
Exons: 6
Coding region: 62-895 (277 amino acids)
Biological process (GO): regulation of DNA-templated transcription
Source: RefSeq, a predicted model, not a curated record
GUUGUGAUGCACCCAAGGCGAGCGAGGAGGGCGCGAUUCUUUCAAACUUUAGCUACACACCAUGGCACAAGCUCAGAUUCAGCAGCAGCAGCAGCAGCAGCAGCAGCAGCAGCAGCAACAACAACAGCAACAGCAGCAGCAGCAGCAGCAGCAGCAGCAGCAGCAGCAGCAACAGCAGCAGCAAAAAGUGCAGCCAACAACUGACUUUGGUCCUGACAGUGGGGGAAGAAUUAAGGGCCUAACAAUUGUGAAGCCUAUCGUAUAUGGCAAUGUUGCACGUUUCUUUGGCAAAAAGAGAGAGGAGGAUGGGCACACACAUGAAUGGACAGUUUACGUCAAACCGUAUAACAAUGAGGACAUGUCUACGUAUGUGAAAAAGGUCCAUUUUAAGCUACAUGAGACCUAUGCCAACCAGAACUGUGUGUUGACAAAGCCGCCAUACGAAGUCACAGAGACAGGAUGGGGAGAGUUUGAGAUUGUUAUCAAAAUCUUUUUCCAUGAUCCAAAUGAGAGACCAGUAACCAUAUAUCACAUUCUGAAGCUGUUCCAGUCUCCUCCUGGCACUACACCACCUGUCGUGUCCAGUGAUUUCAAGAAACCACUCGUGUCUGAAUUUUACGAGGAGCUCAUCUUCCAGGACCCCUCUGCUAUGAUGAGACAGCUGCUAACCAAUACCCGGCAACUGACUCUUGGAGAAUACACCCACGAUACUGACUUUGAGGACAAGAAGGAGAAGACAAUCAAAAACUUAUUAAAUGCCAAAGAAAAAAUAGCGAAUGAAAUUAUGGACCUGCGAGAAAAGAUCAAACUUGCCAAAGACACGAUUGCCAAGUUCAAAGAGGAAAUUAACAAGUCACACUCAGAAAUGUCUGUGGAUGUAUCAGGACUAACAUGAACUUUCUUUUCUCUUGUUUAGGGAAUAAAUAUGAUUUUCUUUCUUUUUGUAUAAGAAUACAUUUGAAAAAAUAGU